AUGUCUCUCCACGCAUUUAUCAAUAAGAAGGUCCUUAUUCUUACCGUUGACGGCCGUACGCUUGUCGGCAACCUUCUUUCAACCGACCAAAUGACCAACCUUGUCCUCACCAGCACCGUCGAACGCAUUAUCCGCUCUCAAGAUGAAGACGAGCCCUCUUCCGAGAUCGAACAUGGACUGUAUCUGAUCCGUGGCGAUAAUGUGGUGGCUUGCGGUGAAAUAGACGAAAAGAUUGACGGAGACAUUGAUUGGACCAAGGUGAAGGGCGAAGUCAUCCGCGACACCAAGAACGCAUGA
Molecule: messenger RNA, 297 nt
Organism: Penicillium salamii
Lineage: Eukaryota; Fungi; Ascomycota; Eurotiomycetes; Eurotiales; Aspergillaceae
Source: the annotation of a GenBank genome assembly